GCUACCUUGCAUAUGAUUGGAGGCUCAGCAAUGAUAUUCGGAUUAAGAUGCAUUUGGGAGUCCCUAUUUCCAAAUCAGCGUGUCUAUUACAAGUUUUAUGACAUUGAACGUCUUAGCAUUAAUAAUGUUAACGAUGUAGAGCGAUCAACCAUUGACUUGGCGAAUUGGUUGAUGACCAUGGAUAGAGUUGGUCAACUUUACUUUAUACCUUGGAACAUACGGGAACAUUGGAUGUUGGUGAUUGCUAUGCCAAAAGGAAAAAUCGUGUUCUUAGAUCCAUUGAAAUCACACAAACGUCCAGAAGAAAUAGAUUCAAUGAUAAUGAGUCACACACAAUUGGGGGAUUUAGGGCUUGGGUGGACGGCGGCUGUUGGUGGUGAAGGGUGGCUGUUGGUGGUGAAGGACGACGGUGACUGUGGGUAA
Molecule: messenger RNA, 423 nt
Organism: Humulus lupulus (European hop)
Lineage: Eukaryota; Viridiplantae; Streptophyta; Magnoliopsida; Rosales; Cannabaceae
Exons: 4
Coding region: 13-423 (136 amino acids)
Biological process (GO): proteolysis
Molecular function (GO): cysteine-type peptidase activity
Source: RefSeq, a predicted model, not a curated record